AUGCCUCAGCAGUCAAAUCAGAUUCUUUUCUGCUUGGCCCUGUGCAUUCUGCUUGGACUUGUCCGCUACAUGACGAGUGAUUCACUAGCCACGCUCUCGGAAGAGGAUAAGGCACGAUGGUGUCAGACCUGGAAGCUAGCGACCUCUUCGUUGGCCGUAAGCAAGGAUGAGAGUGUUUUGGUGCAGUCUGUUGAGGUUGCCAAACAAACCUUGUCAAUGCCCCCGGCUCUCUUGGAAGGGGUGCGCUACUCGCUAACUGGCAUGAAUCCGAUGGCGAAAAGGGCAGAUGACGACUUUAAUCGCAGGGCGAAUCUAGAUCUGCUCAAGGUGCUCCAGACAAUGCAUCCGCCUCCAGUGUCUAUUUUCCCCAGCUUCGCAGCAGAUGACGAUUGGAAGGAAGAAGGAUUCACAGUGCUGUUUCCGGUGGACGGGCAUGACGAGAAGGAGCUCGAUGAUGUCAUGACUGCCACCGGGCGCCGCUUCCAGCAGGCCGCGAUCUACAAGUACCGCCGUGGCUCUGACAGCACUGGGCUUCUGCAAUGGGUGCUUCCCUGCUCCCCGGACCUGGUUGCUGUCGCCUCCGAAACGCCUGUGGCGGUUGUCAGCCACAGCUAG
Messenger RNA from Symbiodinium natans, 615 nucleotides. Lineage: Eukaryota; Dinophyceae; Suessiales; Symbiodiniaceae. The record is from the annotation of a GenBank genome assembly.